GGCAGGAUGAUGAACAGGUCUGGCGGACCCCCAGGGGAGGAGCUCACAGAUGAGGAAAAAGAGAUCAUCAACAGUGUACUGGCUCGCGCGGCCAUGAUGGAGGCCAAGGAGCAGCAGAGGAUUGAGCGUCUCUCCAGUCGCCUGGAUGAUAUCAAGAAAACAGCGUGCGGCGAUGGACAGUCACACUGUCUGCUGUGUGGGGCGUCAUUCGGAUCACAGGGGGUCACAGCUGUCCUCUGCGUGCAGUGCAAGAAUCACAUGUGCAGCAAAUGUGGGAUCUGGAGCAACAGCCGGACGUGUCCUGUGUGGCUGUGCAGAAUCUGCAACGAGCACCAAGAGGUGCACAAACGUUCCGGAGCUUGGUUCUUCAAGGGAAGAGAGCAGCAGGGUCUGCCGUCCCCACUCCGUCUGUCCGGAUCUCGACAGGCCAGCACUGAGAAUGAUGGACCACAGGAACCUUCAACAAAUUAUCAUCCGAGACACGACUUGAGCACAGAGCCGCAGCAGCAGCAGCAGCAGUCCUGUGGAUCAGAACAAUGGGAGCAGACAGCAAGAACAACAGCUGACAGCUAUAAUGAGAGUCAGCCUCGUCGAGCAGCUGUAAUGAAGACAGAGGGACAUGUGUUCGCCUCCAAACCACCUCGGCCAAACGCACAGCAGGCCACCGUCUCCUCAGCUCCCGCUGCAGAUGUGGAAAACAAACGUUCAGAGAGGGACGAGACGCUAUCCCUUCCAGCUGUGGAGGACAAAAGACAACCUGUUGUCUCCAGUUCCUUUUCAUCUCAUCUUCCUGCAGCCAGAACUAUUCCACCUGUUAAUCCCCCGGCAAACAAUCCCACUCCCCCAAGACCAACACCAGAUCGAACAGAGGAUGAGGACAAUGACUACGACUCGGAUGAUGCCACUACUCUGGGGUCUCUGGAGUUCAGUCUUCUUUACGAACAGGAGAGCCACGCCCUGCACUGUUGUAUCAUUAAAGCUAAGGGUUUGAAGCCGAUGGACUCAAAUGGACUUGCUGACCCGUAUGUGAAGCUGCACCUGUUACCUGGAGCCAGUAAGUCUAACAAGCUUCGCACCAAGACACUGAAAAACACUCUGAAUCCCGUGUGGAAUGAGACGCUUAUCUACCACGGUAUCAACAAUGAUGAAAUGUCGCGCAAAACUCUCCGGCUUUCAGUGAGUGACGAGGACAAGUUUGGACACAAUGAAUUCAUAGGAGAGACCCGAGUUGCACUGAAGAAACUGACGUUUAACCAGAAGAAGAACUUCAGUGUUUGUUUGGAGAGAGUGAUCCCGGUGAAGAAGGCUGUAGGAGGCUCAGCCCGCGGCAUGGCCCUCUAUGAGGAGGAUCUGAAUGAAGGGGACGAUUCAGAGGAAAGAGGUCGUAUCAUGGUAUCACUGAUGUACAACAGUCAGCAGGGUCGUCUUGUAGUGGGCGUGGUCCGCUGUGCUCAUCUGGCGGCCAUGGACUCCAACGGAUACUCUGACCCCUUCGUCAAAAUAUGUCUAAAGCCAGACAUGGGAAAGAAAGCUAAAAACAAGACGCAGAUAAAAAAGAAGACCCUCAAUCCAGAAUUUAAUGAGGAAUUCAGUUAUGAAAUAAAGCACGGGGACCUUGCCAAGAAAACCCUGGACAUCUCAGUCUGGGACUAUGACAUGGGCAAAUCCAAUGAUUUCAUUGGAGGAUGUCAGUUAGGCAUCCAGGCUAAAGGAGAGUGUCUGAAGCACUGGUACGACUGCCUCAAGAACAAAGACAAGAAGAUUGAGUGCUGGCAUGUUCUGUUAAAUGACAACACUGUUCACUUUGAGGAUUAAAACAACAUCUCCUCUCCAUAUAUGUAUUGUCUUUGUCUCUCUCAUUCUCCCCGUAGAAUAUAGUCCUCCUAUGAGCACAUACUUCUAUUUGGAUUGUCCAAAAGUGCAAUGUACAAGCGACAUUUCCAGCAGUUAUCAGGUGACUAUCAUGGAUGUUGUCCCUGAGUGACCAGUAAUCAAAACCAGGAAGCUGUAAUUUGACCAUAUUCACUGAUAUCACACUCAAUCUGGAUGCAGAAAUGAUUGAAGAGCGAUUAACGUGUUUUAUGGAGACAAAAACCCCGUUGUUAUCAUUGUCUUUGAGAUAACGUGUACCGCCAAGUUCAAACCCAACUAAGGGAAUUCCCACUUUUCUGUCUCUAACCUCUUUCCCAUGUGAUUAGUGCUCUUGUCAUAUGGGAUCAUGUUGCGUGUCAUCAGCUGAUCUAUGUGACCACGUCGCUCAAGUGCUUGCAUCACCGAAACAUGCAUUUAUCUUGUGUUACCAUGAAUAACUAUCAUGCAUUGUGCAAAUGUUAAGUGAACGGACUCUCUCUUGUUGUUGAUGUGUUAUGCUUUUGACACAGAUAAAAUAUUGGUCUCAUUCAUCACCGACAUGACAGUAUCUUCUCCUGUGCAUGUGUGAGCUUUCUGUCUUUCUACUGCAGAAAUUAAAAAAAACAAACAAAUGAUUCUGCAUGACAUCUUAUUAUGAAGAUCAAAUUCAAGUACGCAACGUAAGCACAGUUCCUGGGAUCUCAUGAAAUAUAUUGGGAUCCCCACAGAUAUAUUCAAUGGAUGUAUUCUGAUGCCAUACAAAUUCCACAUUUGUCCUCUGUAUUCAUAUUGAUGCAUGUCCAAUAAAUAAAAAAAAACA
Paralichthys olivaceus (Japanese flounder) is the source of this 2671-nucleotide messenger RNA. Lineage: Eukaryota; Metazoa; Chordata; Actinopteri; Pleuronectiformes; Paralichthyidae. The record is from RefSeq and is a predicted model, not a curated record.